AUGACACCUACAAAUGCUGAAAUCGAUGCCUAUCUCAACCUCCUUAUACCAACUGCAGGAACGGAAACUGAUUGCCCAAUCUGCCACAAGCCCUACCCUGAUUACGACUUCAACCGUGCCAGUGACUAUCCAGCAUGCCCAUACGAACGACCAGAAGGAACGCAAUGCCGCCACAUCUUUGGUCGCCUAUGUAUAGAAGAGCAUGUGCGAGGAGGAGAAGAAUACAGCACGCGAUGCCCAAGUUGUCGCGAAGAAUGGAUCAGGUUUUCACAAGAUGAACGCGCCAUAUCAUCAUUAGGAGAUUUCGAGUUCGACGCAUCGAGCGAGUUUGAGGCUCCAGGGUCGGAUGGCAGCGAUGGUUCAUUCCACGGUACUGGGACCAGAAACUUCCCCAGAACUCGACGAAUUAGGUCUUACAGUAGCGAAGACUUCGAGCUCGACGACGAUCUUCUUCAUCCAACAUUGAAUCGGAGAGUACAGGCUAUGCGGGCGCGAAGAAAUGCUGUUAUUGGCGUACGUCUACGAAGGCGAUCUUCGAUAUCGACAACCAGCGAUGACGGAGAGCGGGGCCUACUUUCCGUCCGUCCAGGCGCCAUGGCUCAAGUGGCUCCCGAGGAUCAAUAUUCAACGCCAGCCAGGCGCCUAGAGCGUAUCGUUUCACGCUUGGAGCGCAUGCGGGAAAUAUACGAGUAUGGAAAUGCAACAGCAGGUGUACUAAUGUUUUUGGGUAAUGUAGAGGAUGCUGUGGAAAGCUUGUCGCUGUUGGUAGAGGAACGAGAUGUGACAAAUUAA
Molecule: messenger RNA, 792 nt
Organism: Parastagonospora nodorum SN15
Lineage: Eukaryota; Fungi; Ascomycota; Dothideomycetes; Pleosporales; Phaeosphaeriaceae
Exons: 1
Coding region: 1-792 (263 amino acids)
Molecular function (GO): metal ion binding
Source: RefSeq, a predicted model, not a curated record